UAGCUUCAGAAGCUUGAUUCCAAAUUACAUAAGGGAUUCCGCUGUAUCUAUCGUUGUGUACGAUGUGACGUCAAGGGACAGUUUUGACCGCACCAUUGAGUGGAUCCGGAAAAUUCGGGAUGAACGAGAUACAAGUAGUCUGAUAUUCCUGGUUGGAAACAAAGUUGACUUGGAAGAAGAGAGGGUUAUCACCACAGAAGAGGGUAUCGAAUUGGCCAAAAAGGAGGGUAUCUUUUUCCUGGAAACCAGUGCAAAAUCCAAUAUUGGUGUACAGAGGACCCAGCAGCCAGGCCUUCUUCUACCCAUAACCUUUCAGGAUUCUUCUAGACUCCAAAAGGACUAUUUAGCUUGCAUAGAAACAAACAUGAAGAUAUGGUUUCUUCACGACUGGGAUGGUGUUGGUCUAAGUUAUGACCUUUUGGAAUCUCUGUUCACAACACAUUUCCAAUCUGUCGCGCCCGAUGUCCUAAAUCCGUUGGUCGGUCACCUCAACCAUGGCAGCUUCAUUAUUGUGGAGGACGGAGUCAAAGGUCUUGCUGACAUGCAGGCUGCACGCACCGAAUGGCCUUUCAAGGUAGCCACUCACUCCAUUCAGAAGGCGCAAUAA
Messenger RNA from Opisthorchis viverrini, 607 nucleotides. RefSeq lists its product as hypothetical. The annotation marks the transcript as partial. NCBI's taxonomy places the organism in Eukaryota, Metazoa, Platyhelminthes, Trematoda, Opisthorchiida, Opisthorchiidae. Gene Ontology annotation, molecular function: GTPase activity; GTP binding. The record is from RefSeq and is a predicted model, not a curated record. The transcript has 5 exons.